This is a messenger RNA of Cantharellus anzutake, 1110 nucleotides long. RefSeq lists its product as uncharacterized. Gene Ontology annotation, cellular component: endoplasmic reticulum membrane; perinuclear endoplasmic reticulum; cortical endoplasmic reticulum. The transcript is spliced from 9 exons. Lineage: Eukaryota; Fungi; Basidiomycota; Agaricomycetes; Cantharellales; Hydnaceae. Gene Ontology annotation, biological process: septin ring assembly; endoplasmic reticulum inheritance. The record is from RefSeq and is a predicted model, not a curated record. Bases 1 to 1110 code for a protein of 369 amino acids.
AUGACUUCGCCCAUGAUCAUUUUCACUGCGUUCCGGCACACUGCACGUUUGGGAACUUUGUUCCAAAUUCUACUGUUCCUUCCCUUAACUCUCGCUACACUCUCAACCUCUGCAUUCCUAUCAUUGAGCCUACUGUUAACCCUUCAUUCGAUUAUACAUGCUACGAUGAGCUUAUUAUUCCCUUCGUUGGUGGGUUCUUUGCCCUUUCUACAAGUCCCGUUACACCCAAUGUUCCUGCUAUUCAUCUUCAAUUUAUACCCCCAUCCAUGUUCACCAUUACAAACGGCUUCAUCGCUAUGGGGAAGUGUCCUACGAUAUACUGGUCCAUUAUUCGUAUUCCUUGAAGGUUUAGCAAGCUUGAUUGCCGUCCAGACUUUGGGACGGAAAGCUAGGAAGAUGAUCAAUGAACAUGAUGGAGAGGGUUAUGAAGUUGGGUUACUCGUUGGGGCCGCUGCUACCUAUGUUGCGUCUGCAUGGUGGAUUAUUCUCACGUACCCAUCCGUAGCAACGUCUCCGCUUUCCUCAACCCUUCUCGGCGCGUCCAUCACGGCGCUCGUUUUCCUAACAAUGAUAGGUUUCGUACUUCGACGAACGAACGUGAUCGAAUCGUCGGGUCUUGCCUUAUACCUUGCUUAUAACGUUUGGCUUUGUUCGGAUGAACAUGAGGUGGGGGAGCAUUGUGCACCGUUGUUGUCGAAUCUUUUACCUCACUUGCAGAAGUUGCUGAAUUUUAUUACUAAUACGAUCCCGAAGCCACUACUCAUCGCCCUAAUGUAUCGACUGACAGUCUUGCACAUGGCUUCGAGGGUAUUGCCAUCAAUAGGUGCGGACCCAUGGGAUGAUGUUGGUGGAGUGGAUAGUACUUGGGAAGGGAGUCGUCCUGUCAGUUUUCAUUUGUUCUUUCCGGGGGGUUCGCGCUUGGCGGCGAUCCUACUCACAUACCGCCAAACCAUCCUGAUAGCGGUUUACAGUCAUCUUCUCCUACUUGAUCAUUCAUCCCAAGUAUGGUGGCGAUGGAGCAAUGUGAUCUUUACGCUCGGGAUGUGGGCAGUUGAGAUCACCCUUUCGAACGAGGAUAGUGAAAUUAGUGAGAAGUGGAAGAUAGAGUAG